Molecule: messenger RNA, 795 nt
Organism: Fomitiporia mediterranea MF3/22
Lineage: Eukaryota; Fungi; Basidiomycota; Agaricomycetes; Hymenochaetales; Hymenochaetaceae
Exons: 2
Molecular function (GO): mRNA binding
Source: RefSeq, a predicted model, not a curated record
AUGACUAAGCCUGCGCCGAACCAGGCGCAGCAGCAGCAUGCUCAUAACUUUGCCAAUCAGCCCUUCGCAAACGGACUAUUACAAACACAACAGCCUCAGCCUCAGGCUCCUUAUGGUCCACAUAUUUCGACAAGUCACGGUGCUCCUAUGCCAGGAUCGGGGGUCUCUCACUUGAACGGAUUAACAAAUGUUCCCAUUACAACUCAACAAGAAGAAAUUUCGACAAUAUUUGUUGUUGGAUUCCCUGAUGAUAUGCAGGAACGCGAAUUUCAGAAUAUGUUUACCUUCUCUUCGGGAUUCGAGGCUGCGACUCUGAAGAUUCCCAACAAAGAUUCAACAGCAUACGGAUCGAAUGCACCCUCAUCAGCGGCUAAUGCUUCUGGUCGUGGACCAUAUCAGACUGGCUAUCCUUUCUCUGGAGCGAACGACCCGUACAAUCUAUUAGCGGCAAAUCAAAGUGGUGUUGUUAUUGACGGCCGGGACGGCACGAACGCGUCUUGGCCAUCAGUCGACCCGAAUGAUCUUGCAGGUGGUAGUAAUGCGAACAACCAACAGACGAAUAAUCCUGCCCCACCACGCAAGCAGAUCAUAGGCUUCGCGAAGUUCCGCACACGUAGCGAGGCGCUUAGUGCUCGUGAUUUGUUGCAAGGUCGACGCAUUGAUAUUGAGAAAGGCGCAGUAUUGAAGGCAGAAAUGGCCAAGAAGAACUUGCAUACGAAACGAGGAGUCGGUCCGCUUGGUCCUCCGUUGAGCGUGAAUGUUGGAGGAACUAAUAUGGGUGGUAGCUCAGGGAAC